Molecule: messenger RNA, 3132 nt
Organism: Vidua macroura (Pin-tailed whydah)
Lineage: Eukaryota; Metazoa; Chordata; Aves; Passeriformes; Viduidae
Gene: ERC2
Product: ELKS/RAB6-interacting/CAST family member 2
Exons: 20
Coding region: 172-3132 (986 amino acids)
Biological process (GO): regulation of synaptic plasticity; neuromuscular synaptic transmission; maintenance of presynaptic active zone structure
Cellular component (GO): cytoskeleton of presynaptic active zone
Molecular function (GO): structural constituent of presynaptic active zone
Source: RefSeq, a predicted model, not a curated record
GGUGAGAAGAAGUUACUUGGUCAGCCUGGUCUGUCUUGGGAGGAAAACCGGAUUUUGCCUACUGGAAGAAUGCAGUGAAACUGCCAGUAUUUCUAGCCAGAAUUAUUAAUUUAACAUUUAACUUUAGUGUUACUAGUUUCUUACUAAAUAGUACCUCAAAGUAGAAGAAAAAUGUAUGGAAGUGCAAGAACAAUCAGCAACUUGGAAGGAAGUCCCUCCAGGUCUCCCCGCCUGCCAAGGUCCCCUCGCCUGGGCCACAGGCGAACCAGCAGCGGGGGAGGAGGGGGGACAGGGAAGACGUUGUCCAUGGAGAACAUCCAGUCCCUUAACGCAGCCUAUGCAACAUCUGGACCAAUGUACCUGAGUGACCACGAGGGUGUAGCUUCUACUACUUUCCCAAAGGGCACAAUGACUCUUGGAAGGGCUACAAAUCGAGCUGUGUAUGGUGGCCGAGUCACAGCCAUGGGGAGCAGCCCCAAUAUCGCUUCUGCUGGACUGUCACAUACUGAUGUCCUUUCUUACACUGACCAGCACGGAGGGCUGACCACAUCCUCACACCACCACCACCACCAGGUUCCUUCCAUGCUGAGACAGGUUAGGGAUAGCACCAUGUUAGAUCUGCAGGCUCAGCUUAAGGAUCUACAGAGGGAGAACGACCUUCUCAGAAAAGAACUAGACAUUAAGGACAGCAAGCUGGGGUCCUCUAUGAACAGCAUCAAAACUUUCUGGAGUCCUGAGCUAAAGAAAGAGAGAGUAUUGAGGAAAGAAGAAGCAGCCAGAAUGUCAGUUCUUAAAGAACAGAUGAGAGUUUCCCAUGAAGAAAAUCAGUUUUUGGAUGCCAGAAGAACAAAGCAUCUGCAAAUGACAAUCCAGGCACUUCAAGAUGAGCUUAGAACCCAGCGAGACCUUAACCAUCUUCUCCAGCAGGAAAGUGGGAACCGAGGAGCUGAGCAUUUUACCAUUGAGCUCACAGAGGAGAAUUUUCGAAGACUUCAGGCAGAACAUGAUAGACAAGCUAAAGAGCUCUUCCUGUUGAGAAAAACUCUAGAAGAAAUGGAGCUUAGGAUUGAAACACAAAAGCAAACACUAAAUGCCAGAGAUGAAUCAAUAAAAAAGCUUCUAGAGAUGUUGCAAAGUAAAGGUUUGCCUUCUAAAGGAAUGGAAGAUGACAAUGAGAGAACUCGAAGGAUGGCAGAGGCUGAAUCUCAGGUUAAUCAUUUAGAAGUGAUUCUAGAUCAGAAGGAGAAGGAAAACAUGCAUCUUAGAGAGGAAUUGCAUAGAAGAACCCAACUUCAGCCUGAGCCAGCAAAGACGAAGGCUCUGCAAACAGUCAUUGAAAUGAAGGAUACAAAAAUAGCUUCACUUGAGCGCAAUAUAAGAGAUCUUGAAGAUGAAAUACAGAUGUUAAAGACAAAUGGAGUUCUGAAUACAGAGGACCGAGAAGAAGAAAUCAAACAAAUAGAAGUUUACAAGAGUCACUCAAAGUUCAUGAAAAAUAAGAUUGAUCAACUGAAACAAGAGCUCUCAAAGAAAGAAUCAGAACUUCUUGCCUUACAAACUAAGCUUGAAACCCUUAGCAAUCAGAAUUCAGAUUGCAAGCAACACAUUGAAGUGCUUAAAGAGUCCCUUACUGCCAAAGAACAGAGAGCUGCCAUACUUCAGACAGAGGUUGAUGCCUUGCGGUUACGGUUAGAAGAAAAAGAAACCUUUCUGAAUAAAAAAACAAAACAACUUCAAGACCUCACAGAAGAGAAAGGAACCCUUGCUGGAGAAAUUCGUGAUAUGAAAGACAUGUUGGAAGUAAAAGAAAGAAAAAUUAAUGUCCUUCAGAAAAAGAUUGAAAAUCUGCAGGAGCAACUUAGGGACAAAGACAAACAACUAACUAAUCUAAAAGACAGAGUGAAGUCACUGCAGACGGAUUCCAGUAAUACAGACACAGCUCUAGCAACCUUAGAGGAGGCUCUAUCAGAAAAGGAAAGAAUAAUAGAGCGUCUGAAGGAGCAAAGGGAUCGAGAUGACAGAGAAAGACUUGAAGAAAUUGAAUCUUAUAAAAAAGAAAACAAGGACCUGAAGGAGAAAGUUAAUGCUUUACAAGCUGAACUGACAGAAAAAGAGUCUAGUUUAAUCGAUCUCAAAGAACAUGCAUCUUCAUUGGCAUCAGCAGGGCUGAAAAGAGACUCCAAACUUAAGUCUUUAGAAAUAGCCAUAGAACAAAAGAAAGAAGAGUGUAGUAAGUUGGAAGCACAGUUGAAAAAGCAAGCUGAGCAGUUGUUCAAUCAGAUGUACAAUCCAAUGCCAAUUAGGAAUAAUGGGAAGCAAGGGGCUCAUGAAGCUGAAGAGGAGGCACGGAUGAAUCCAGAAUUUGCAGACAGAAUGAAACAGCUUGACAAGGAGGCCUCGUACUAUAGAGAAGAAUGUGGCAAAGCUCAGGCUGAGGUUGACAGACUUCUAGAAAUACUCAAGGAAGUAGAGAAUGAGAAGAAUGACAAAGAUAAGAAAAUUGCUGAGUUAGAAAGCUUGACUUCCAGACAUAUGAAGGACCAAAACAAGAAGGUUGCCAAUCUGAAGCACAAUCAGCAAUUGGAGAAAAAGAAGAAUGCACAGUUGUUGGAAGAAGUUCGUAGGCGAGAGGACAAUAUGACUGACAACUCUCAACAUUUACAAGUAGAAGAGCUGAUGAAUGCACUGGAAAAGACUAGACAAGAAUUAGAUUCUACCAAAGCCCGUCUUGCCUCAACACAGCAGUCUUUGGCUGAAAAAGAAGCACACCUGGCUAACCUGAGAAUAGAGCGAAGAAAACAGCUUGAAGAAAUUCUAGAAAUGAAACAGGAAGCUUUGCUUGCUGCAAUUAGUGAAAAAGAUGCAAAUAUUGCCUUGCUUGAGCUGUCUGCCUCAAAGAAAAAGAAGACGCAAGAUGAAGUAAUGGCUCUUAAACGAGAGAAGGACAGAUUAGUACAUCAGUUAAAACAGCAGACACAAAACAGAAUGAAGCUGAUGGCAGAUAACUAUGAUGAUGACCAUCACCACUACCACCACCAUCACCACCACCACCACCACCGGUCUCCUGGGAGGACACAACACAACCACAGACCCUCUCCAGAUCAGGAUGAUGAGGAGGGUAUAUGGGCAUAG